UUCCUGGGAUAGAGUUGAACGUUGUCACGUUGCACAGCGCCUGCGUUACUCGAAGCAUGGCAGAUCCAAUGAUGAUGCCAGUGAUGCAUGGUGGACAUCCAAAUUAUAGAGUGGGAAUGAAUCCCAUGCAGGCACCACCUUGUCACCAGACCAGGACUAUGCCUAUGCAUUCUGGACAUAUGAUGCAGUAUGGGUAUUCCAAUACUGAUGAAAACAUGAGAGCACGGAUGGGCAUGCCCCAGCACGUACCAGCCCAUAUGAUGUACCCUGCACAAUCUCAAUCGUAUAUGGGCAGCACACAGCAGCUAAUGGCAAGCAUGCACCUUCAGAGACUCAACACACAAUAUCAGGGACAGCCAUUAAUGGCUAAUCCUGGACUGGCACAGACCCACCAAAUGUACAGGACUGCAUCUGCCCAAUACCAACAUAUGCCCACGUUGAAUGUGACUGACACAGACCUGGUGGAUGAAGACGUUUUGACAUCUUUGGCACUUGAACUGGGUUUAGACAGAAUUGAAGAACUCCCUGAACUUUAUCUGGGUCACAAUGAAGUUGAUUUCAUCUUAGAUUUUGUAUGCAAACAACAAAGCAGCCCAGUAACCUGCUAAAUGUUCUCUAACUUGAAGACUAUAGUAUCGACAAAACUCUAUACGCUGUGCCUCGUGUUAGGCCUUGGAUAAAGUCCAUAUUGACUAUCCCUGUCAGAUUGUUGACUAGUUUAUAAUUUAUAUAUAAUGAGCUUCAGAUAUUUAGGAUAUGGUAAAGUUACUGUUCAACAUGCGGGUAGUUAAGGUCAUUCAGAGAUUUUCUUGGUUGUAAAAUGUACAGUAUGGGCUUCAGGCAGACACAAGGCUACAAAGACUUACAAAGUGUUUUAUAAAACAGUUUUCACAACCUGGAACUAUGCCUUUGCAUAAUAGAGUUCUGGUUGAUGCACCAGUAAUUCCUGUCUUAAGUAUCAUGUUGGCAAUGGUCAUGAUGAAACCUUCUUAAAAUUCAGCCUUGUCUCCGUUUUGGCAGGCUGCAUUAGUAUGCCACUGUUAAUAUGUAGAUUGUUUAAUUGGUAUAUUUUACCUGCACUAUUUACCAGCAAUAUGGCCAACUAAAAAGAAGGUGUUAGCAAGCAGUAAUUUAUCUAAACUGUGAAACCACUACAGCUCUUUCACUGUGAUUCCCAUAAAAUAUUUACAAGGGGGAAUAAGUGUACGUUACCAGCUUCUCUCCUGUAUGUGGGAUAUUAAAAUGUGCACUAUAUCUUCUAAUCAUUUUGAUGUAUAUAAGGGAUAUGCAAUAUUGCUUUAAUGUAUACAGCGUAAAAAUUUUGUAAUGCUUGUAUUUAAAAAAUAAAUCUAGUUGGCCUUAGGAACCUAAAAAUCUCUUUAUUCUACUUUAGUUAAAGGGCAAUCAACCAUUUUUUCCUUUAGACAAAAGCAAAAAAGUGUACUUUGUUGUAAAUGUUGUAAAAAUAUAGUUCUGUAUGUAUCAAAGUCAUACCAAUGAAUACUUCCCUAAAUAUGAGGCUGAGUAAAUUAUCUAAUGGUUUUGACUCGCUCUGCUAAAAAGCCUGCACCAAUUUGAAAUUGUUUAAAAUGCUACAUGCCUCAAAAAUUGGGACAGUUAUUUCAGGACUGAAUCUGCCCUGGUCACACCCAGUUACAAUCAGACAUGUAACAAUCAAACAAAAACCUUACUUUCUUGAUAACCUUUUUGGAACCACAAUUUGGGGGCACAAUUGGUACUAUUGGGAGGUCUGAUGCUAUUUCAUGAGUGUAUCAAUAAAAGUUUUCUUUAUUUUA
This is a messenger RNA of Xenopus laevis (African clawed frog), 1796 nucleotides long. It is a transcript of the gene cited4.S, whose product is annotated as Cbp/p300-interacting transactivator, with Glu/Asp rich carboxy-terminal domain, 4 S homeolog. Gene Ontology annotation, cellular component: nucleus. Gene Ontology annotation, molecular function: transcription coactivator activity. NCBI's taxonomy places the organism in Eukaryota, Metazoa, Chordata, Amphibia, Anura, Pipidae. The transcript has 2 exons. Bases 57 to 608 code for a protein of 183 amino acids. The record is from RefSeq and is a predicted model, not a curated record. Gene Ontology annotation, biological process: positive regulation of DNA-templated transcription; regulation of DNA-templated transcription.